Leptopilina heterotoma is the source of this 1188-nucleotide messenger RNA. Its product is annotated as odorant receptor 94a-like. Gene Ontology annotation, biological process: detection of chemical stimulus involved in sensory perception of smell; sensory perception of smell. NCBI's taxonomy places the organism in Eukaryota, Metazoa, Arthropoda, Insecta, Hymenoptera, Figitidae. The record is from RefSeq and is a predicted model, not a curated record. The transcript has 4 exons. Bases 5 to 1117 code for a protein of 370 amino acids. Gene Ontology annotation, cellular component: plasma membrane. Gene Ontology annotation, molecular function: olfactory receptor activity; odorant binding.
AGAUAUGAAAGUUCUCUCGCUGCAUUUCAAGGCACUUGACUAUGGUGGAUUGUCCGGUGAAAAGAAAGCCUUCUCCUUCCUCUAUUCUAUUUAUAAACUAUUUAUAGUUUUUCUCCUCUUCUGGUAUACAUUGUCCCAUCUUAUUCGUUACGUAACAAGUGGCAAUACCGACGAAGAGGCAAAAAAUGGUCUUUUCAUCUCUGCCCCGUACAUUGCGAUUUGUAUGAAAAUUCUCAAUUAUGUUGUAUGUGCAAAAGAAGUCAUAAAUUUGAGGGAGAAGUUCAAUGAGAAAAUUGGUCAACCAGUGUCGGAGGGGGAGUGUAAUAUUUUUCAAGCGUACAAUCAGGAGAGUAAUUUGUUAUUUUGGAGAAUUUUGAUUUUUACCAUGAUGUGUGGUACUUCGGUGCUAAUAGCGCCUGUUAUGAAUAAAUCGUUGAGAGAUUAUGAAUUGCCUUUGGUGACCUAUCAGCCUUAUCCGAUUUCGAAUUGGGCUUUUUAUUAUUUUACCUAUGGAUGGCAGGUGGUGGGAUCUUAUUAUGGAAUAUUGAUUCAAGUUACUUCUGACACUAUGAUGUAUGGAUUUAUUUCUUUGAUUUGUGCUGAAUAUGAUAUCCUUUGUGCGAGAUUGAUGGAAAUCGGUAAAGAGAAUGAGAUUGUUUUAAUAAAAAGUCUUAUUGAUCAUCAUGUUUUCAUUCAAAAUUUGACGCACAAGACUAAUUCGUUUUUCAUGAGGACUGUGGCGUUGGUUUUUUGCUGUAGCUUGCUCACGCUUAGCGGUUCAAUUUUUAACGCUAUUCAGUUUAGUAUAAUUAGCAUCGAUUUUCUGUCAAUGAUUGCUUAUUGCUCGUGUAUGCUGCUGCAAAUUUUUCUGUACACACUUUAUGGAAAUAAGUUGAUAGAAAAGAGUCAGUCGGUAGCAGAUGCUGUGUAUAAAAGCAAUUGGUUAAAUGUGGAUUCUGCCCAAAGAAGAGAAUUGAAAUUCAUCAUGCAAAUUUGCUCUAAAGGAACUGUUAUGUCUUAUAAGGGACAGUGCAUUUUAAAUCUAAAUACUUUUGUUUGGAUUUUAAAAGCAUCAUAUACGGCAUUGAAUUUAUUAAGGAGUGGAGCAAAUGCAUAAAAAUGUGCUUAUUAAUUAACUACUAGUGAGAAUUUCGUCGUCUAUCAUUUACCGCAGUAUUUGUCGUCUUU